AUGGAAUGUUGGCUGGCUUUGAUUAUGGCAAUGAUGUUGCCAUGUGUGAGGACAAUAGUGAUACCAGAAGAAGAGAAUCUACGAAUAGAGGAUCCCAGUAAUCGUGAACUAAUAAAUCCCGAAACAGACGUAGCGAAAAGUGAAUUAAACGAACUAUCGAAGACAGUCGUUUGUCUGAUGAAAUUCGUUGAAUUGUACAUGAAUCAACUGCCGUCAAGAAUCUCCGUACUUUUAAUGGAAACAGACGAUCCAGACUUCUCCGGUGUUUACCUAUCGAAACUCCAACAAGUUCGUUCGACAUAUAUCUUGAACGGUUACUUGGACUCCGACUCUGAUCAGAAUACCUCACUGGAUGCUCUCCUGAUACUGAAGAGUUACGAGAACUUGGAGAAUUCGACGUCCAGAUUGAUUGAUCUUUGUGGUAGAGAUUGUAGAUACGCUGUUGUCGUGACAAACCUAUUUCCUGAUGAGGCAAGUUUCAUGGAGGAAGCUGUGAAUUACGUGAAACUAUUGUGGAUUAAGCGAGUUGCUAAUGUUGUGAUAUUGGGACCAGUUGGAAAUACACUUUUGGCUGCUCAGAGCCAGGGUUUCUUGGCGAAUAAGCUAACGGAGCCGUCAGAUCCGAUUCCCAUUGGCAAGUGUCAUCAGGGCGAAUGGAUCACCACAACGGAAGUGUUUCCUGUUCUGAAGAUGAACAAUAGCCACAUUCAUUUCGCUAUAAUUGAUCAUGAGCCUUACAUGAGUGUUACGUGGGAAGGUGACCAUAUGAAAGCCAGAGGUAUAGAGUUGAAGAUAAUAAAUAUUUUGAGAGAUACCCUCCAAUUUCGGUCCACUGGAUCACUUCUGGAGUGGGACGAAGGAAAUACUGUGGAGGAUGAAAUAAUUGAGGAAUUCAAGAGCGAUCGGAAGAUCGAUCUUGUGGUCGGAGGACUACUGCGGACAAUGGUCAAGGAUGUUGACUUUGCUCUGCCUUACGAUGUUACCCAAGUCGUCUGGCUAGUUCCCUCUCAUUCAAAUAUUUCUCUUCUUGGUCUGAUAUCGCCGUUCACUUUGAAAAUAUGGAUUCUAACUAUUGCAUCGAUUAUAUUCGGCGGGAUGAUCAAGUCCCUGCUGUUUGACAAGAUGUCAUUCUUGGAGAUCAUGGCAUUGGUGAUAGGAGUUGCUUGGCACAAGCAGCCGAAGAGGCUUUCAUAUAGGAUUAAAUUCAUGUCUUGGGUUCUUUUUGGAUAUGUAUUGACGCAGGUGUACUUGGCUUCACUCGCUGGACAAUUGUUAGCUCACGGAGAUCUUCAGAUCAACACCAUGCAGGAGCUCGUUGACUCUGGCUUAAUUUUCGGAGGAACAGCCAAUCACAAACAGUUCUUCAUGCAAACAGAUGAUGAUAAUGAUGGAGAAAUUUCUGCCGUGGACACUAUUUACAAACAAUUUAUUGUCUUCAGUCAUGAAGACUACAUGAAGAAAUUGACACAGCUGAUGCAGGGAGAGAAUACAUCUUUAGCUCUUGUCGCAGUUCUCAAUAUAUCAUCAGCGAGUACGAGCGUGCAUCAUGAGAUGUAUCACAUAGUGAAGGAAACACUGGCUACCACACCUCUUGCCUUCCCCGCGUGGAGAGGAUUACCUUAUUUGACGCAAAUCGAUUCGAAACUGGCGGCCCUCAUCCAGGGUGGCAUCAUCUCUUAUAUAGCUAAUAAUGAGACGACUGUUCAACACAUUCAUGACGCAAUUGAAGAGAAAACCGAUGCGAAUCUGGAGCUCGUUGAUAUUGCUCCAAGCUUUUUGCUCUUGGUGAUGGGGCACGGGGCAGGUAUGCUUUGUUUGCUUGGGGAGUUUGCUGUUUUCCGGUGGCAGAACCGAAAACCAAAAAAAGUUGUGAAAGGGACGAAGGUGCGGAGGCUCAAGGGGGUAGCGAAGAGGACUGUUAGAUUUGAUGAGAAGAAUCUUAGGUUGACUAAACCCAACAAUGGGGUGAGGUUAGUUCUGCGACCUAAUGUUACUAUUGGAUAUCGUGACGGCAGGCUUCCAUGGAAAAUAGUAUAA
Messenger RNA from Diachasma alloeum, 2037 nucleotides. RefSeq lists its product as uncharacterized. The transcript has a single exon. Lineage: Eukaryota; Metazoa; Arthropoda; Insecta; Hymenoptera; Braconidae. The record is from RefSeq and is a predicted model, not a curated record. The coding region runs from base 1 to 2037 and encodes 678 amino acids.